Molecule: messenger RNA, 1376 nt
Organism: Mercurialis annua (annual mercury)
Lineage: Eukaryota; Viridiplantae; Streptophyta; Magnoliopsida; Malpighiales; Euphorbiaceae
Product: protein HIGH CHLOROPHYLL FLUORESCENCE PHENOTYPE 244, chloroplastic
Exons: 7
Coding region: 54-1247 (397 amino acids)
Source: RefSeq, a predicted model, not a curated record
CUCUUUCACUUAACUCAGUGUCACCACUGCAAAAAAACAGAACCCAACUAACAAUGGCACUCCUUAGACUCCCAACACAAUUAGCCACGCCCGCAAAAUCCCGUCACCAAAUGUAUUCUACCAACAGCAACGCCAAUUCACUCUCAUGGCACCGCAAUUUAACUCCCCCCCUUCUAAGUUCUCUUCCCUCGGGUAAAUGUAAUGCGCGGAGUGCGGCGUCAAUGAUUUGCAAUGCGAGCGCGGCGGAGGCGGCCACUGGCGCGGUGAAUCUUGGGCCGGGGACUCCGGUUAGGGCGACUAGCAUACUUGUGGUUGGUCCGACGGGAACUUUGGGUAGACAGAUUGUGAGGCGGGCUCUUGAUGAAGGCUACGAUGUUCGCUGCCUUGUUAGGCCUCGUCCUGCUCCGGCUGAUUUUCUUCGCGAUUGGGGUGCUACUGUUGUUAAUGCAGAUCUUAGUAAACCGGAGACCAUACCGGCUACAUUGGUUGGGAUUCAUACUGUUAUCGACUGUGCCACUGGACGUCCUGAAGAGCCUAUUAAAACGGUAGAUUGGGAAGGAAAAGUUGCUCUGAUACAAUGUGCAAAAGCAAUGGGAAUUCAGAAGUAUGUGUUUUAUUCAAUUCAUAACUGUGACAAGCAUCCUGAAGUUCCGCUUAUGGAGAUCAAGUAUUGCACAGAGAAAUUUCUGAAGGACUCUGGCCUUAAUCACGUCAUUAUACGGUUGUGUGGCUUCAUGCAGGGCCUUAUUGGGCAGUAUGCAGUACCUAUACUAGAAGAAAAAUCUGUUUGGGGAACUGAUGCCCCCACGAGAGUUGCUUAUAUGGACACCCAGGAUAUAGCUCGGUUGACAUUUAUUGCAUUACGGAAUGAGAGUAUUAAUGGAAAGCUUCUAACUUUUGCUGGUCCUCGAGCAUGGACAACACAAGAGGUAAUUACAUUGUGUGAAAGGCUGGCAGGGCAGGAUGCCAAUGUAACCACUGUUCCGGUCUCAGUUUUAGGAUUUACUCGUCAACUGACACGGUGUUUUGAGUGGACUAGUGACGUUGCUGAUAGACUGGCUUUUUCAGAGGUUCUGACGAGUGAUACUGUUUUCUCGGCGCCUAUGAAUGAGACGUAUAAGUUACUGGGUGUAGAGCAGAAAGAUAUAGUGACAUUGGAUAAAUAUUUGCAGGAUUACUUUGCAAACAUAUUGAAGAAAUUGAAAGACAUCAAGGCUCAGUCGAAGCAAAGUGAUUUUUACAUAUGAAAGAAUUGCAUUAUGUAAUUGUAAAUGAAGCUAUAUAUAUAUAUAUGUUUAUGGCAGCACAAGAUCUAGCCUUGGCAUCACUUGUAUCAUUCAUUUUAAUUUAUUAACUCAUAGUCUCAAUUUUUUUUA